Penicillium verrucosum is the source of this 714-nucleotide messenger RNA. RefSeq lists its product as uncharacterized. NCBI's taxonomy places the organism in Eukaryota, Fungi, Ascomycota, Eurotiomycetes, Eurotiales, Aspergillaceae. The record is from RefSeq and is a predicted model, not a curated record. Bases 1 to 714 code for a protein of 237 amino acids. The transcript has 2 exons.
AUGGCAAAAACUGAGCGUUCUUUCGUAUUCUCUACCACCACAAUCUACAUCAUGCUCACCAGUGCUGUCUUUGCGUCUCUAUUCCUACUCGCCAGUGCGAAGCAAUGGAAACAAGGUCGCUUUAUCGAGCUCAUCACAGACUGCUCCCAGCUCCCAUCGUACAACAAUGACACAAAGAUCGCCGGGCCCUGGACAAUCAAGGUCGACAGCUGCUACAAUGGAAGCGGGCCUCAAGGGAUGUGCAGUAUCGAGGGCUUCGGGUCUAGCAGCGAUAUCACACGGCAGCGCGGUGAUAGGCCUAAUACGAUCGAGCAUGGAUUUAUCACGAUCGUAAGCGACAAUAACAACAUCAAAACCCAGCUCCGCUGCAACGGCAUCCUGAACAUAAUCGAAGCAUACGUGCUAUCUGGUCCCGGCGCCGGCGCCUUAGACUGGCACGCCGUCGGAAUAGACCACCACCCUAGCACAGGGCGACUCGUUUGGGGCAAACCAGAAGCUCAACCUGUACAGGCAUACAGACGCUACCGUCACGGUGUGCCGAUCGAAGGCCUCUACCUCGGAUCGAACAAUGAGACGAAUUGGUCUGUCCAUUCGGCGGGGAGGGAUGUGAGCAUUGUGGAUAUGAAGCCGUAUUGGGUGCCCCGAUUGAUGAUUCCCGAGACGAGUAUUCGGGAUAAUGAGUUUAGGACGUUGAUGCGGAUUGAUGGGAGCUGA